AUGACGUUGGACGUGGGCCCCGAGGAUGAGCUGCCCGACUGGGCUGCGGCCAAAGAAUUUUACCAGAAGUACGACCCUAAGGACGUCAUUGGCAGAGGAGUGAGCUCUGUGGUCCGCCGCUGCGUUCAUCGUGCUACUGGCCAGGAGUUUGCGGUGAAGAUCAUGGAGGUGACAGCUGAGCGGUUGAGUCCUGAGCAGCUGGAGGAGGUGCGGGAGGCCACGCGGCGGGAGACGCACAUCCUUCGUCAGGUCGCCGGCCACCCCCACAUCAUCACUCUCAUCGAUUCCUACGAGUCUUCUAGCUUCAUGUUCCUGGUGUUUGACCUGAUGCGGAAGGGAGAGCUGUUUGACUAUCUCACAGAGAAGGUGGCCCUCUCAGAAAAAGAAACCAGGUCCAUCAUGAGGUCUCUGCUGGAAGCAGUGAGUUUUCUCCACAACAACAACAUUGUACACCGAGACCUGAAGCCCGAGAAUAUUCUCCUAGAUGAUGAUAUGCAGAUCCGACUUUCAGAUUUUGGGUUCUCCUGCCACCUGGAACCUGGCGAGAAGCUUCGAGAGUUGUGUGGGACUCCAGGGUAUCUAGCACCGGAGAUCCUUAAGUGCUCCAUGGAUGAAACUCACCCAGGCUACGGCAAGGAGGUCGAUCUCUGGGCCUGCGGGGUGAUCUUGUUCACACUCCUGGCGGGCUCCCCACCAUUCUGGCACCGACGCCAGAUCCUGAUGUUACGUAUGAUCAUGGAGGGCCAGUACCAGUUUAGUUCACCUGAGUGGGACGACCGUUCCGACACUGUGAAAGACCUGAUCUCCAGGCUGCUGCAGGUGGAUCCUGUGGAGCGCCUGACAGCUGAGCAAGCCCUACAGCACCCAUUCUUUGAGCGCUGUGAAGGCAGCCAAGCCUGGAACCUCACCCCCCGCCAGCGGUUUCGGGUGGCAGUGUGGACCGUGCUGGCUGCUGGACGGGUGGCCUUAAGCGCCCACCGUGUCCGGCCACUGACCAAGAGUGCGCUGUUGAGGGACCCUUACGCGCUGCGGCCAGUGCGGCGCCUUAUCGACAACUGUGCCUUCCGGCUCUACGGACACUGGGUGAAGAAGGGUGAGCAGCAGAACCGGGCAGCCCUCUUCCAGCACCGGCCCCCGGGGCCUUUUCCCAUGAUGGGCCCUGAAGAGGAGGGGGACUCGGCUACUAUCGCUGAGGAUGAGGCCAUGCUAGUGCUGGGCUAG
Molecule: messenger RNA, 1221 nt
Organism: Rangifer tarandus platyrhynchus (Svalbard reindeer)
Lineage: Eukaryota; Metazoa; Chordata; Mammalia; Artiodactyla; Cervidae
Source: the annotation of a GenBank genome assembly